GGAUCAAUACAACUUCAAAACAUUCACAUUCUAUCGAUAGUUCUCGAAACCAACACUUCAAAUCAUAAAUUCAUCAAGCAUAAAUCACUAUGUACAGCCAGUACAUCAUCGCAUUCACUGCUUUCCUAACUAGUAUGUUCCAAACUACCGUAGGCCUCGUUAUUCCAGAGGUUCACCCCUCUUCUACGACUCCAAAUAUCGCUCCUAGACAAGAAGGCUACAAUUGGUGCCACACCGAGAGGCUCGGAACAUGUACCCUUGCAUACAUCAUCGAUUUAACGAAACCUCAUCCAAUCACCAUCCAGGUUACCGAUAACAACUGCGGUGAUGCACUUGGUGGUGCAAGAAACCUAGACAUAGGCUCCACUCUUCCAGAUUUCGAAACAGAUUCCAGACGAACAGAUCCGGUAACAAAGUUUACGAUAAAAAGUGUUGUGAAUGGUUCGCCUGAGAUCAAGGCAGAUGGAAAAACAUUGUCUUGGCAUCCUCCUGCGAGUGCUGAUGCAAGAAAAAUCCAUACUGCACCUUUUGAUUGUCACAUGAGAUAAUUUGUCUGAUUUUGAUGUUGUGCUCAUGCAUAGCGAUGCACAAGUCAUGUUUCAGUAUAGAAACUUCAGGUGGAAUAAGACAAUCUGGAUUAGCUAAUGGCGGUCUACCAAGAAUUAUACUCGUUGCUUUUCAAAAAUGUCGUUUCCA
Messenger RNA from Botrytis cinerea B05.10, 696 nucleotides. RefSeq lists its product as hypothetical. The transcript has a single exon. The record is from RefSeq and is a predicted model, not a curated record. NCBI's taxonomy places the organism in Eukaryota, Fungi, Ascomycota, Leotiomycetes, Helotiales, Sclerotiniaceae. The coding region runs from base 90 to 548 and encodes 152 amino acids.